AUAUAUCUUCACAUUAAAACCACAAACAACUAAACGCGUGUUGCAAUAUUUACUCGAGCUACUCAAAUGAUAAACCAAAGUGAAGAAUCUAGAAACAUGGAAGAUAAUUCUUUUAUCUGUGUUCAUUUAAAUUUGGAAGCUUAGUCUUUUUUGUGUGUUCAUCUUAUGGAAAACUCUAGGAAGUAAUAUAAUAUGUUAGCAUAUUAGAAUUGCUGUGAAACGUCGGCUUCUAUGUUAAAGCGAAGUGAUCCCUCGGAACAUAUUUACGUAGUCCGGGAGCUUAAAAUGGUUUCUGUGUUUGGAUUUUAGUGAAUGGCCUAGAAAUAAAUACCUAUGUGUGAGGAACAGACAGCCAUCAUGAACAUACGUAGUAAUCCACAGAAAGGAGACGCCAUUAAAUAUGAGAUAAGCUGAGGAACUGUACAAAUAUUCACCGCCAUUUCUCGUAAAUCUCGUCCAUGCUCCAUUUCUAAAGAAUAUAAACAUGGCGUUAGGGCCAGCUCUACCAUUACCAUUGGGCAAGAAAUAUCACGUGUUUUUAUACUACAAGGAAUCGCCGGAAGAUUCACAAAUUGCUCAAAUGCUGUUAAAGAAAUUGACUUUAAAUGGAUUUAUCUGCUGUUGUAACCAGGAUUUCUCACCAGGUAGAACCCCGAUUGGCAGCAUCGUGCAUGCUAUAGACAUGAGCAUGAAAAUGGUGAUUAUUUAUUCUGAAACAUUCUUCAAGAGCACGGAAUCAUCGUUUACAAUCGAGAUGCAGAUGCAGCAUUGUUUAAAUACGGAGAAAUUCCUGCUUAUUCCUGUUCAGUUUGAUGAUUGUAAGAUACCGUUGUUUUAUAAAACUCUACCCGUGAUAGACGUAAGACAACCAGAGGAAAUGUGGUUUCCACAAUUAGUAAAAUCUAUUAAAAAUCUUGCAGAUAUUUCUAAACAGUUUGUUGCUGGUCCAAGAAUCUCCACCAUAUUGAUACAUGUUUGUGGAUAUGAACCAGCCAGAAGAAACAAUAUGGAAGUUCUAGCAUGUCGUAGGGGUGUUUACAGUUCUCGGGAAUCCAAGAAGCUAAAGAUGCGCCAUAAGAUACUACAUCAGAUGCAGAAAGCCGGAGUUAUUUUAUCAGAAAGAAAAUUUGAAGCCAUGAUGUCUGAUGUGGAUUUUAUGUUCCGAGAUUAUUGUAGACUGAACAAACUACUCUUCCCGGUUUUAACGUAUUUCUUUUUACUAGCAAUAAUUGGAACCCUGGUUCUAAGAUGUACACGGUACUUUGAUGCCGAUCCCAUCAGACGUUGGUUGCCAAUGCUUAUGCUGUUUACAGUUGGGUUUUGUGUUUGUGUUAUUACAUCCUGGAUGAUUAAAACAAAAUUUCAGGAUUAUUAUCAUCGAUCGUUUAAAGAUUAUCUGGUGACAAUAAAUGAUAAGUUAUUUGAUGAACGUAUUUUAAUAACCGUAGUCGAGGAACAUAUAAAUAUAGUAUACUACGAUUAUGCUCCUUGUCUUAAUUAUUUAACUGAAAAUAAAACUCUGGUUGGUAUCAACAAUACAAGUGUUAAAAGUCUCAAGGAAAUGUAUAAAAAAUGGCGAGACUGGCUGUAUGGCAAUAUCCCAAACACUGAGCAGACCAUAGAGCGACAGCAGUUGAUAAAAGAGGGUGGUAUGUACGCGUGUUGGUAUUUACAAAAGAAGCUUCCCAAACCAGCUAUAGACAGACAUGUUCGCGGUGGCCAAUGCCUCUGUCAGUACAUUGAGAAAAAUCUACACGGUGACAACUUUACCCUAGAAAGUGUAACCACCCGCUUUUAGAGACCAAUGGAAAGAGCUUGGAUGUUGAAACUUGCAGCAAACCUUUACAGAAGGUGGAAAAUUUGUAUGCUGGUAUUUUCCAGAGAAACCACUAAAACCAAAUGUUCUGGGAGGGCAAAGGUGAAUGGUGACAGGUUUACCAUAGAACUUGUAGCCACCCGGUUUUAGAGACUGGUAAAAUAGAUGCGGAAUAGACAUCGUUUACUAUUCGGUAAUUUCCGCGCUGAUGACCAAAUCUGUCUAAAUUUUGCCAGUUUUCAGCAAAGAAAAUUAACCGUGAAACUUGUAACCAACCAUUACAGAAAGUGGCAUAUAUGUAUUCGUGUUGGUGUUAGUAUGUGACUGCAUACAGACAAAGCUACAUGGCGGCGGCGCUCGUAAAAUGGACGCCAAAGAUAAAGUGUGUUAAAAAUGCCUUGUCAGUCGUUAUGAACUGGGCAUUAUUGUUAUUGUUGUAUAUUUAAAUUUAAGGUAUGUGAAGUGUGAAAAUUUAAUAAACACUGACUUACUAUUAA
This is a messenger RNA of Patella vulgata (common limpet), 2313 nucleotides long. RefSeq lists its product as uncharacterized. Gene Ontology annotation, biological process: signal transduction. NCBI's taxonomy places the organism in Eukaryota, Metazoa, Mollusca, Gastropoda, Patellidae. The transcript is spliced from 9 exons. Bases 485 to 1798 code for a protein of 437 amino acids. The record is from RefSeq and is a predicted model, not a curated record.